UUGGACACGCCCACGGUCUCCAGUCCGGAUCAGUUUCUGUUUCUUGAGAAGUUAACACAUGUUGUAAGAAAGCCACAUCACAUUUUUUUAGCCUUUUGUGAUGAACUGGUGGGUGGAUCCUGGCAACUAAGAACGGAUUCCUGGUUAAAAAACAAAAACCGACCUUCAGUCCUGGAGGAGUUCAUAACACAGCUCUUGCUCUCCUGAUCUCUCAUUUCGGGACCUCGAACUAUUUGCUUGUUGCUGUUUAGAAGAGAUAGUCUACAACUCCGUAGAAAAUCCUAAGAAGGAGACACCAUGCCCAAACCACCAACUCUUAAUGAACUGAAGAGGCUGGGGGAGACUAGAUUUGGUAAACCUUAUCCGAGACACAGACUCAAGCUGCUUUACUGGUUUGCUAAAGAAUGUCUGAAUUUUGAUGUCUACAAUAAGAUGUCCUGGCAGUACGAUCCAGAAGAAGGACAUUUUGGUUUCCACCUUUUUGAAAACAGAAAUGACAGAAACGGUGAAAAACUCCUGCCUGAGGUGGAGCUUGACUACUACGAGGUGGGCAAUCUGAGCAGAGCAGGAGCACAGGAGCUGCCAGAUUACGUUCAAAAGGAUUAUAUCAAAAACCGUGAUGACUGCGACCGCAAUAUGGACCGCAUCAUAGUCAGCGUUGAUGAUGACUGUUUUGACAAAGUCUAUGUAACUGAGCACAGUGAUCGUGCAGAUUUCAACAAGGAAGCCACGUACUGCAUCAGCAGGGGCCUCAUUAUGAUUAUCAGGGAGCUGACCUUAGAGGACUUUCUCACAGAAACUGGGUAUUCGACACUGAGAACGAACACUGAUCUGAAUAUUGAGUUUUCGAUACAAAUAGAGGACCCUAGUUCAUUGGAUCAUAAUAAAAAUAAAAAACGCUGCAGAUGUAUCAUACUAUAACAGGGCUCUACAGUGAGACCAUUUCACUCGCAUUUGAGACUGAAAAGUUCUUUGUGCAACUGUGAAUAAAUAUUUAGGAGCACCAGUGCGAGUUGUAUAAUACAGGGGUUCCCAAACUUUUCCAGGGCAAGGUCCCCCAAAUGGCAUUAACAUUUGACCGAGGCCCCCCUUUUGCAAGAUGUCUUUAAAAUGCAUUAAAAAUACAGACUUCUGAAUAUAUCCUGCCUUUUUUAUUAAUAUUUACAUCUUACAUCUUUACAUUACAUUACAUUAGGAAUUGAUUGUGUGUGUGUGUGUGUCUGUUGUCUGAGAGUGAGAAAGAGAAAACAUACUAUUGGAAGGGAUGGGCACACCAAAUUGUUGAGGCCCCCCGGGCACCCCCUGGCGGCCCCAAAGGGGGCCCCCACUUUGAAAACCACUGGUAUAAAUCAAUCGGAAUAAAAACUUAAACUCCAAAAUGCAUCUACACCGUGCAACAGUUACUUUCACAAUGCUUUUCAUCACCUCAUUCAACCGAACAAGUGUGGAAAUACUGCAGAGAAACCUUUAUGAUGACAAGUACCUCUGUACAUCAUCUGCUUCUCUCAAACCGCCAUCUUUAUUGAUCCCGCUGAAUGACCUGCUCGUGUAGAGACAGCGGUAAAUUAAUAAUAAGGUUAACGCUACAAGGUGGGUUUUAAUUCAAAAUUCUUUAUUAAAUAAUUCCUUAUCAAUCAUAAUCAAGAGUAGCAACAGUUUAGUCUGUAAACAUACAGUACACUGCCGCUCUCCUUCACUAGCUCUAAUAGCGCAUUCACUUUAUUUAAACUCAGGGUUGCCAGAUAUCACUAGAAAAGUCAACUCCAGUUUCCUUGGUUUGGUUUGAUUUAAUCCUCUAAAAAACACAAUAUUAUCAGCAGACAUGGCAACACUGUACUGGAGAACCGAUCUAAAACUGAUAAACAAACAAACAAACAAACAGAAAACUAAUAAAAUGUAAAGACAGAAAAUGUGCUUAGUUAUAAAUAAAGAAUUUAAUAUUAAAAAUAGAUAUUAUAACAACUUCAUAAAAUAUCAAUAAAAUGGUAAAUGUAUAAUGGUAAAUGGUAAAAUGAGAAAUGAAAUAAUGUUUAAUUACUAUGGGUUGCAUUUAAUAUCAAUUUGACAUUAAGCUUAGUUCGCUAUCUCCUUAGAAAGCUAUUAGCCUUUUUCCUAACAUGGAUCAUUUUUGUGUUAGUCUACUUUGAAUUAGGACUCUUUAUUGUUUAAGAUAUUUAAAAAUAAAUAUUUUAUGCUUGUUUAUUUAUCAAUUAACCAACAGUAUUUCUCAUUGCUAUUAUUUAAACUCAAUUAACAGUGACCAUGAGCAGGGAGCUUAUAUUUAACUGUUUAUGACAGACCUCCUGAUUAAAGCUUAAAUAAAAAAAGAUUGGUGUCUGGAUCGGUAUCGGUCGUAAAAAUCCUGAUCGGAGCAUUGGAGCAGUAAUGAACACCAUUAAACUAAAGCGCUUUGCAUCUGACGGGUAAAUGAACUCACCCAAUCACAUCCUAUAUGAGAUUAUUCAGAUAUAUACACAAUAUACACAGAGCGGCUCGAGAACUGACUCCAGCCCAGAACCAUGACAGUGGGAAAGGUCUAAUAGUGUCGCUUUAGAUAUAUUUAAGAGGAGCAGACUUCAAACACUGAACAUUGAGGUUUAUUGUAUUUGUUUAGAAGGUGGAACAGGUUAACGUUUUUUUUUUUUUUUUUUUUUUGCAAACAGCCUGUAAAAUUAACUGAAAAUAUUACAUUUAGUUUGUCAGAAGGUAAAUUAAUUAGUCAUGGCUCACAUUAUGUUCCUAAAUUCUGUCAUAAUUGACCAGCUCAAGUUUUCUCAUGCAUACUUGUGUGUUAUACUGUGGCACAUUAAUGUUACCAUCUCUAAAAAACAAACAAAAAAACAAAAACAAACUAAACUUCAACGGUGCUCCUAAAUUUUUGACUGUGCUCCUAAAUUUUUGUAAUUUGGAGCACAAGUGCUCCUAAAAGAAAUUGUUAGCGUAGAGCCCUGCAUGUAGUAUUCAUUUGAGAGCAAAAUGCAACCAUUUUAAUAAAAAGAAAUGUUGUGAUUGUUGCCUGACAUGGGUUAACAGUAGUGCUGACUGCAAGGCAAAUCAGAGGUUUAUAUUAAGAUGCUUGUUCAAAUACAUUAACAUUUCUAUACUAAGAUCUCUUUCAUAAACUAAACCUAUUAACUAAUAAAUGGAUUAAAAAUGUGUUGUUACGUAACAACGAGGUGUAAUUGUUAAUUCUAAGGAGAUGUUUAUUUAACAUUUAUGGAAGGAGUCUCCAGUGUUUUUUAACAGUCAGUAAGUUUUCGGACAUGAGAAAGUCUUCAGGACAGAGGGGUUUUCACUUUGCUGUUUGUCGAUAAUAUGACAAGAAUGAGAAAACAGAAAGGCGGUGAGGGAACGACUAUUUAGAGCUGCUAUAAUGUACGUAAGUGAUAACAGGAACUAUCUUGACUUGAGGCUGCUUCAUAACAUUAAAUGUAACUUUAAUUUUUUAAAAGUAUGGUGAGUUAUUUGUAUAAUUUGGUGGACGUUUCACACUGGAAAUUCUUCUGGUGAAGGAAACAACUGUUUAUAGUGGUUAUAAUGUGAGCGAUAAGAGAAACUAGCUUGUCUUGUGGACAUUCCAUCCAUCUAUCCAUUUUUUAUACCACUUAUCCUACAGGGUCUUGGGGAACCUGGAGCCAACCCAGGGAACAUCGGGCACAAGGCGGGGUACACCUUGGACAGGGUGCCAAUCCAUCGCAGGGCACAAUCACAUACACACUCACACACCCAUUCAUACUCUACGGACAUGCCAAUUGACCUACCAUGCAUGUCUUUGGACUGGGGGAGGAAACCGGAGUACCCGGAGGAAACCCCCACAGCAUGGGGAGAACAUGCAAACUCCGCGCACACAGGGCUGCGACGGGAAUCGAACCCCCGACCCUGGAGAUCUGAGGUGUACGUGCUGCAGACAUUCCACAACAUUAAAAGUAAAUAUCAACGGAUAAAAGUAUAAUCUGUUGUUCUUUAACGAAUUAAAAAAUAUCAUUGACAUUGCUGUGGUAUAAAAGGAAUAAAACAUUCUGGGACAUGGGGUGAUGUUGAUUAAUUUCCUACAGUGUGUUCCAAAGUGCUGUAUUGCAUACAAGUUUUAGAACCUUUAGAACUAUCUAGGAUAAGUGUAGGAUUUUAAUAACACUUCAUUCAUUAUGUGUUGUAUAAUGUUAUUUUGAAAUAUUGUGAUAUUUUUGCAAAUGUAUUGUAUAUCAGUGUAGGGUUUUGGAAGUGGAUUAAUAUGUAUGUUUAUUAAGCAACUGGCAACCCUGCUAUAGGCUUGUACAGCAGCCUGAGCCUCUGAUCAGACACCCUCUGAUCCAUUUGAAUCUCUUGAUUUGUGCACCUGAGCCGCAGCCCUGCAUCCCAAAAAGGAAGACGAUUAUUUCACCAUGAACUCUGAUGUGGAUGGUGACCUGGAAAAUCAGGUGGAGUUGGAGGAGAAAACGAGGCUCAUAAGCCAGGUGCUGGAGCUGCAGAACACUCUCGAGGAUCUCUCGGCACGAGUGGACGCCGUGAAAGAGGAAAACCUCAAGCUCAAGUCCGAGAACCAAGUUCUGGGUCAGUACAUCGAGAACCUCAUGUCUGCCUCCAGCGUCUUUCAGACCACUGACUCCAAAAGCAAACGGAAGUAAGGGAGGCUUCCUGACUUCCCCCUGGACGGGUCCGUUACAGUCCAUUAACUCUCCGCCAUGGAUGCCCGCGUUUACUUUAUUUUAAAUUUUAUCCACGUAUAGACGCUAUCUAAGGUACCACUGUUACACGUUACGUUUACGGCGCUGCUUUUGAUCUGCUCUUAAUAUCACAUGACUAAAAAUAUCCUAUUAAUACAUGAAGCUGUUGUAUUCUAUGACAAUAGGAGUAAUUUUUUUCAUUUAUAUUUAAUAUUAUUUUUGCCUUAUGUUAGGGCAGGGUAUUAAAACUUUCACUGCUAAAUAGUUCCAUUAAUUUAUUGAUGGCAUUCAUUUGUGUUGCAUUUUGUUACUAUUUCAUGUUGUAUUUAUUUAAUUUCUAAUUUAAUUAAAAAAAAAAAAGAAAAGCUAUUUUAGUUUUUUUUCUCUUUUCGGGAACACAGCAGUGGUGAAUGUGCCUGUGAAGCUGCUGUGUGCCGCCACCAUGUGUUUUAGGUAAAUGGAUAAAUUAAGUGAGUUAUUCAGGUACUUCUGUUCAGGGAAAUAACAUUUCUGAUCUCCUGGUGCUUUUCACUGAGGAGUUUUAACAGGCCUCCAUUACAGCUGUGUCCACGCACAACAUUCCUGAGCUGUAUUUAACAUUUGUGUAAUAGUUAAGACAUUUAACCAUUGUUUGAUCUUAUUAGUGCCUGUUUUAAUAAACAUAUGUUUUCAUUUGAAAUCUGGUGCUCAUUAAUAUAUUAAGUAUACGGUACACACAUGGAUUACAGUCUCCUCCGAAAGUAUUGGAGCAGCAAGGCCAAUUCAGUUGUAUUCGCUAUAUAUUGUUUGAGGUCGAAAGAUGGAUAUGAGAUGAUGGAUCAGAAGAGUUUGUCCCUUCAGUCUCCUCUUCAGAAGGUGAAAUGCUGUUGAUGGGCAGCAAGAAACACGUAUCGGUCGCGUGUUCCAAUAUUUUUGAUCAUUUGAAAAAAUCGGUGGGUUCAAACAAAUGGUGCGAUGUUCUAAGUUGUUUAACAGAUCUAGAUGUGAAUAUGAGGAAAUGAAAGCUGAAGUUCUGAUCCUAUCGUCUCAUGUUCAUCUUUUGACCUCGAACCCAAAUGUCUUCAAUGUAUAGCGAGAACAACAGAAUUGGCCUUGCUGUUCCCCUUAUGUAAAAAAAAAUAUAUAAAUCACACAUUUCAGAUGGGCACAAGUUUAAAUCAACAUGCUUUGUUUUCACCACGUUUGAUCACAUCUGAAAACGAGCUAUUCGUUUUGUGAGAAAAUCACAGCUGAAAAACGAAACCACUACGCCCUACGUGUGAAAAUAAACCAAUCGAGUGCAAAUAAAAACCCUUGCUUGUGAUAAAUGUGUGAAACCAAACAAACGAAGUGUCUAAAAAGACAUCUGCUGAAGGAUUCUGCACAGAACCUUUAAAGGUUCUCCCAUCAGGACAAACUAAGAACGCUUUAUUGUUUUCUUUUAGCGUCGGUGAAAUAGAGCUGCUGGCUAUAAUGCAUCCUUUUGCUAUAAACACUUAUUAUAGAGUCUGAUACCUGAUGCUUUGCGCGUUUUAGAAAAUAAGAUAUAGCCGAAACCUUUCUGAAAUGUGAAAAUAUGCUUCUACAUCAGCACAUUUUAAAGCUUCCCCAUAGGAACAAUCCGGAAAACCUUUGGUAUUGUAGAUGAAACCUUGCUUAUGAAAACGGAGGCCUCAAGGCUGAAGGGAUCUUUACAAUCCGUGCCAUGCAAAUGAGCUUUUAAACUAACAUGCAAAUGGAGAAUUCAUUCUAAUAAGCCGUGAUUUGAAAUCCAAAGUAAACUGAACCAGAGAGAAAGAACCACUCGUACUGAACAUCCUGAAUUUCAAACACACUUGGUAGUGUUAAUACGGUAGUAUACAGCUGUUGAAGAGUAAUGAUUUAUAAUCCGGUGUGCCUGGGUUCCGAGGUUCCCGGGUUCGAGUCUACCUCCUCUUAAUGUUUCUUCCUUAUGCCUUCUCAAGUCACAUCCGGUUCGUUCGUUAGUGAUCUAAAUCUACAUCCGGAUUUCUGUUAAGCUUCUUAGUGACAAUGGCUAUUGUUCAAAUUGCUAUACAUAUAAAUAAAUAAAAAAAAUUCACCUUUCAAGAAUGGUAGAAUAUGUCUCAGGAGUAAUGGCGAGCCGGGGAGAGUGAGUCUCAAGCGGAUUAGCAAAUGAAAUACAGUACGAAAUAAUAGUCACAAAACAAAACAGGAGUUUUUUGCUUUAUUGAUUUUGUAAUAAAUAUCAUACUGUGAUAGAAAAGAAAUAGAAGUUGCCCCCCCCCCCCCCCCUCCACCCCUGAAAAAAAAGAGGUUUAAUUAUUACAAGGAGACAUCACCUCAAUCUCAGUAAUGUGUGAAUAAUACUACCUGAUGCGACAGUCAAUCAUUUAUAGCAUGGACGUGGCAGUGGGACAAGAAGAACUAUCCCUGAACAAGGUGUACCUGACAACAAUUAUUCAGAAAGACAUCUGACAUACGUAUCUCCCUACCAUUCGGGUGGACACACCUGUAACGAGAUUAAUAAUGUGAAAACGGAAAGUGAUCAACUGUUAAUCCUUAAAUUAAUAAACGUGAGAAAUGUCUGAGCUAAUAUUGUUCGAGCGUCAUUUUGACAUCAAGUGCUUCAUGUACUUUAUGGAACAAAGUCAUUCUUCAUUGAGAUCUUCGACGUCCUCGUCAUUUUUUUUUCUUACAGUACUAAAGACGUAACGUUUGAGUCAUGCUGAUCAUCAUAGUUCUCCAUGGUUCCAAAUGUUCAACAAAACAUUUUGAGUAAAAACAUCAAACAAAAUCAAUUAUUCAGUCCAUUCAAAUCAAGCCACCCCCACGAGGAGCUCGCAAUGUUUCAAAAAAUACCGCAUAUUUACCCCAGAUUUGGG
Messenger RNA from Ictalurus punctatus (channel catfish), 7507 nucleotides. RefSeq names its product short coiled-coil protein b (gene scocb). Gene Ontology annotation, cellular component: trans-Golgi network. The record is from RefSeq and is a predicted model, not a curated record. The transcript is spliced from 5 exons. The coding region runs from base 4383 to 4625 and encodes 80 amino acids. NCBI's taxonomy places the organism in Eukaryota, Metazoa, Chordata, Actinopteri, Siluriformes, Ictaluridae.